CAGGCAUUUAACCACUGCGCCACCAGGGCUCCUUGAGAAGAAGACAGCUGUGCUCAGAAUCUGGGGAACUUAACAUUUCUGCAAACACCAUGCUGGGACGAAGCACAGGCCUUCAAAGUAUCUGCCUUCUUCUCCUCUUACCUGUCUCAGCCAGCUCUUGUCCUAGCCGCUGCUUAUGUUUUAGGACUACAGUAAGAUGUAUGCAUCUGAGGCUGGAAACUAUCCCUGAGGUCCCACCGCAGACAAAUAUCCUGGAUCUGCGCUUCAACCAUAUCAGAGAAAUCCAGCCUGGAGCUUUCAGGAAUCUGAAGAACCUCAACACACUGCUUUUGAACAACAAUCAAAUAAAGCACAUUGUACGAGGGUCAUUUCAAGAGCUUGAGAACCUGAAAUACCUCUACCUUUACAAGAAUGAAAUACAAAGCAUCCAGCAACAUGCCUUCAAGGGGCUCCAUUCCCUGGAACAGCUUUACCUGCAUUUUAACAACCUUGAAACCUUGGAACCAGACACUUUUAGUGACCUGCCCAAGCUGGAAAGACUCUUCUUGCAUAACAACAGGAUUUCCAGAAUCCAGCCAGGAGCCAUCGCCCGAGUGGAAUCUCUGAAACGCUUGCGACUGGACUCUAAUGCGCUGCUGUGUGACUGUGACCUGAUAUGGCUGGCAGAGUUGCUAAAUAAAUAUGCCAUCCAAGGCAAUGCCCAGACCGCUGCUACCUGUGAGAACCCAAGGGAGCUGCAAGGUCGUUCCAUUGUCAGCUUGACCACUCAAGAAUUUCACUGUGAGAGUCCUCGCAUCACAACUGAGCCCCAAGAUGUGGACGUCACAGUGGGCAACACUGUUUAUUUCAUCUGCAGGGCAGAAGGUAACCCAAAGCCCAAGAUCAUUUGGCUCCACAACAACAAUGAGAUUGACAUGCAAGAGGACGGACGGCUGAACCUGCUGCAGGAUGGAACACUAAUGAUCCAAGAUACCAGAGAAUCAGACAAAGGCAUCUACCAGUGCAUGGCCAAGAAUAUUGCUGGUGAAGCCAAGACUCAGGAAGUUGUCCUACGCUAUUUUGGCAAUCCAUCCAAGCCAAGCUUUGUGAUCCAGCCCCAAAAUACAGAAGUCCUAGUUGGAGAAAGCGUGACUCUGGAAUGUGGGGUGUCUGGGAAGCCUCCUCCUCGUGUCGUCUGGGUGUUGAGUUCAGGUUUGCCCCUGCCACAGGAUUCUCGCUUCACCAUCACCAACUCCGGAGGCCUGUACAUACAAAAUGUCACCUUCUCAGACCAGGGGCAAUACAGCUGCAACGCCAGUAACAGCGAAGGCUCCAUCCAGGCAACAGCAAAUGUUAUAGUGCAAGCUACUCCAACAUUUUUGGUCCUCCCAACUGAUCAGACCGUAACAGAAGGUCAAAGUGUGGAUUUCCCAUGUUCUGCAGAAGGCCAUCCUCUCCCUGUAAUUGCCUGGACAAGAGCAGGUGGUCCAUUGCCAAGCGAUCGAAGACACAGUAUCCUUGCAACUGGUACCCUGCGAGUUGUCCGGGUUGCCCUUCAUGACCAAGGCCAGUAUGAAUGUCAUGCCAUCAGUGCUAUCGGUGUUCGGAGCUUGCCGGUGCAGCUAUGGGUGACUCCACGAGUUAUUCCAGUCUUCCUUCAUCCUCCACAAGAUAUGGUUGCAGAAACUGGGCAAGACAUUGAGAUCCCCUGUGCUGCCCAGGGGGAUCCACAGCCUACCAUAACAUGGGCCAAGGAAGGCAUUCAGAUCACAGAGAGUGGGAAGUUCCACAUCAGCCGAGAAGGAACCCUGUCUGUCAGAGACCUGGGAACAGCUGAUCAAGGGAAAUAUGAAUGUGUAGCCAGGAAUACUUUUGGGUUCACUUCCAGCACCAUGCAGCUGACAGUCAUUGCCACAAAUGUUGGCAGAACUGGUGAUACUUUUGUAGCUACCUCAAUCCAGGAAGCCAUCAGCAGUGUGGACCAUGCAAUCAAUUCUACACGCACCGAACUGUUUAGCAAACGCCCCAAAACUCCUAAUGAAUUGCUGGCCCUUUUCCGUUAUCCACGAGACCCAUACACAAUUGAGACGGCCCGGGCUGGAGAGAUCUUUGAGAGGACUUUGCAGCUCAUUCAGGAACAUGUGCAACAGGGGCUGGUUGUGGACAUGAAUGGAACAGGUUACCGCUACAAUGAUCUGGUCUCCCCUCACUACCUCAACAUGAUUGCCAACCUGUCCGGCUGUUCUGCCCACCGCCGCACACCCAACUGCUCCAAUAUCUGCUUUCAUAAGAAGUACCGGACCCACGACGGCUCAUGUAACAACCUCCAGCAUCCCAUGUGGGGGGCGUCCCUUACGGCUUUCCAACGCCUGCUCAAGCCAGCCUACCAGAAUGGCUUCAACCUCCCCAGAGGCUUCUCUUUGGUGGAAGACUCCAGAGAGCUCCCCCUUCCUUUGCCUCGCUUGGUUUCCACUGCCAUGAUUGGCACGGAGACCAUUACGCCUGAUGACCAGUUUACCCACAUGCUUAUGCAGUGGGGCCAGUUCCUGGAUCACGAUCUUGACCAGACGGUGGCUGCCAUCAGCAUGGCCCGGUUCUCAGAUGGAGAGUCUUGCAGCCAGGUUUGUACCAAUGACCCUCCUUGCUUCUCCAUUAUGAUCCCGGCGAAUGACCCACGGGUGAAGAUUGGGCGCUGCAUGUUUUUUGUCCGCUCCAGUCCUGUAUGCGGCAGUGGGAUGACCUCUCUGCUGAUGAACUCCGUCUAUGCUCGAGAGCAAAUCAACCACCUUACCUCUUUCAUUGAUGCCUCCAAUGUCUACGGCAGCACGGAACAUGAGUCCCUGGAACUCAGGGACCUCACAAACCAGAGGGGGCUCCUGAAGGAAGGCCAAGUGGUUCCAAGCUCUGACAAACCCCUCCUUCCCUUUGCAGUGGGACCCCCAACUGAGUGCAUGCGGGACGAGACUGAAAGCCCUGUGCCGUGUUUCUUGGCAGGUGACCACCGGGCCAAUGAACAGCUGGCCCUGACCUCCAUGCACACCCUGUGGUUCCGUGAGCACAACCGUGUGGCCCGCAAGCUUCUGGCCCUGAAUCCUCACUGGGAUGGGAACACUGUGUACCAUGAAGCUCGCAAGAUCGUAGGGGCCCAGAUGCAGCACAUUACUUACUCCCAUUGGCUACCCAAGAUACUUGGGGAAGCUGGGAUGAAAGCCUUAGGAGAGUAUAAAGGUUAUGGGCCCAACACCAACCCAGGCAUCCUGAAUGCCUUUGCCACUGCCGCUUUCCGCUUUGGCCACACACUCAUCAAUCCUCUUCUCUACCGCCUCAACGAAACAUUCCAGCCCAUCCAACAAGGCCAUGUCCCACUCCAUAAAGCCUUCUUCUCUCCAUUCAGGAUCAUCCAAGAGGGGGGCAUUGACCCUCUGCUCCGUGGGCUCUUUGGGGUCCCUGGGAAAAUGCGGGUCCCUUCUGAACUCUUGAACAUGGAGCUGACAGAAAAGCUUUUCUCCAUGGCCCACUCCAUUUCACUGGACCUUGCAGCCAUCAACAUCCAGCGGGGGCGCGAUCACGGCAUCCCACCAUACAAUGAUUUCCGGGUCUUUUGCAACCUCACAUCUGCUCAAGAGUUUGAUGACCUCAAGAAUGAGAUUAAGAACCUGGAGAUCAGGGAAAAGCUCAGGAGUUUAUAUGGAAUUACAAAGAAUAUUGACCUGUUUCCUGCACUGAUGGUGGAAGAUCUUGUCCCAGGGACCAGAGUGGGGCCAACCCUCAUGUGCUUAUUCGUGACCCAGUUUGGAAGACUCCGGGAUGGGGACAGGUUUUGGUAUGAGAAUCCAGGUGUGUUCACCCCGGCUCAGCUCACACAGAUAAGACAGGCGUCGCUUGCCCGUGUUAUCUGCGACAACAGUGACCACAUCCAGCAGCUCCAGAAGGAUGUAUUCCAGGUUGCCUCCUAUCCACAGGGCAUGGUGAGCUGUGACAAUAUCCCUGAAGUGGAUCUACGCAUGUGGCAGGACUGCUGUGAAGACUGCAGGACAAGGGGGCAGUUCAGGGCACUCUCACAACAUUUCCGAAGCAAGAGAUCUUCUGGCUUCAGCUAUCCAGAAGAAAACCCCUCCAAUGACAAGCCUGGUGAUACAAGGAUGGAGGGACUAUCUCAAAACCACUCCCCAGAAGAGGAUGUUGAAGCUUUAGUAAAAGACCUAGAAAAAACUAUCUCCUCUCUUCGGAAGCAGGUGAGUGGCUUGGAAAGAGAGAUGAAAAAGCAUCAGAGAAGGACUGCAGCUAAAUAUGGUCAUCAGCAGAAGACUGGAGAAAACUGGAGCAAAAGAUGACCCACUUUGCAUGGUUUUUUCAGGCAAUUGCCAGCAGGUUACAUUUAAUGUCCCUCCUCCUCAAAGAAGAGCCUGAUUUACUUCAAGGUGAUCCUGUAGCAUCCACAUCAUGAUCCAGACUCCACUAAAUCUUGGAUAUGCUGCUGUAGUCCACUAUACUUCACAGAAUCCUUCACCCACUGAAGUAAUAGAACACAAACGUCUCAGAGUCCUAGACUUCUUUUCUAGGAAUGGUUUACUCUGCACUCCUCUGCUAUGUUGUUUUCAGAACCUUCAUAGUGAUUUUCUUCCUUUCCAUGGAAAGUCGGGCCUUCCCACAGCACUUGUCUCAGAACAGUGGCCACUAUUUCAGAAUAAGCCUCUCACUUCUGGAAGAUCUCCAUUAUUGUCAUCUCCCUCUUUGGCAAACCACCUUCGCCAACUCAGCCUUUGGCAGAUACUGCUGAAAUAUGCCAUCUCUGAAAGUCAAAGCCUCACCGGAGCCCCAAGCAAAGCCAAUAUUUGGUGCAUCUUCCAAAUCAGCAAGCAAUUGAAUCAAAGGAAACUCUGAUAGGCAUGUAUAAGUCAACAGGCCAAGGCCCAAUGACUGUGGCAUGUAAGAAGGGACACAUCUGUUGGAACCAGCCCCUGCCAUACCUAGUGUGCAGAUGUCUGUCUUGAAAAACAAAGCCAGAAAUGAAGAUUGACUGAGUUUUCCCUUAGGCCACUAUGCUUCAUCAGUCAUCAUUCUGAAGUUACGGGAAACUUGAAAUAAACACCUGGCUGGGUGGACCCACUUUUCGCUAUCCUGAGCUGACAGUGACUUUCCUUUCUUUUUGAAGCUAUAUUUUUCCAAUUGGUUCUGUUCUUUCCACAUUAGAUAUUUCCUACCACCAUGAUUCUGGGCAGCUUUUAUAACACAAUGCAGGGAAAACAACACUUGUUGCAAUGAUCCACUGGACAAUGAGCCAAGAUCCCAUUAAGAAAUAGCAUCUCCAAAGGCUGUUCUUGGAAACACAGAUCCGAUUUGAACCAAAAGAUCUCUUUUCCACCCCAGACUCAGCCAAUCUCACCCUGUGUUUCCCUACUCACAUGCAAAUUGAUUAGAAGGCCAAAGAAGAAAGCACUUAGAGGCAAGCAGAGAUUUUCUUUUUGCUCGCUUGGGAAUAGUUAGCUUCUUCUACAUUGCACUGAUAGCCAAUGUGCAAGGAUGGGAAGCUCUGCUAACAACACAUCAAAUAUGAGUUACAAGAUAGGGUUGCGCUGCUGAAGCUGUAGUGGUUUACUGCAAAGUAUCCUGUGAACUAUAGUUCUGCAAGGGAGUUGUGUUUCUCUAAGCAUAAUUUCAAAAUUAGUUUCCAUGAAAAUUGCAGAGAAGCCAUAACCAUUACAACUAGUUAAUGCUUUUAGAAUUAACUCUGGGCCAAAUAUUGCAUGAUUUGCCUUUGAUGUUGUUUCAAAGGCAAAUUGUGCAGUACUUGGCCCAGAGUUAAUUCUGGCGUCCUCUGUAUUGUCUAUAUCUACUAGUUUUACUCUGCGGCUUCAGCAGCAAAUGUACCUCCACUAUUCUGAGUCUGAUUUAUGGUGCUCUCUCUAUUUUGAGGUGCUUUUACAAGAAAUUAAAAACAAUAGUGUUACACUGUGUCUCAUACCAGUUUACUAUGGUCCAGGUAAUUUUUAUGUGCCUUUCAUUCUAGAUAUAAGGGAAUCCAAAACAUAGGUGCUAAUUUCUCAUAUUUUCUGAUUAUCUUUUCAUCCCUUCCUACCCAGUAUACAUAUUCUUCCCAUGUACCAUCUCCUGUAAUGCAAGAGUUUGCAAACUGAAAGGUGCUUCUUCUUUUGCAUCCUAGUAGAAUUUUUAGAAAGGAGCUGGGCUGCAGAGAAUCCACACAUGAGCUGGAAUUAACCUGCCAGAACCAAAAGAUCAACCCAAAGGAUAAAGUGGGUGACAGUAGUUUCUCAGCAAACCAGGCUCGGGUCUACUAACGGGCAAAGUGGACGUUUUGCCAAUUUUAAGUAACAUUGCUAAAUGAAUCUUCAGUUGCUUGUAAACUAGUUCAGUUUAGUCAGUAACUGAAGUGCCAUUUUUUAAAUGGAGAAUACAGAUCAUAUUGUGGCAAAGUCAUAGCAGUCCCAUGUUUGCUAUCCUCCUGUUUAUAUUCAGACUUGAUUUGUGGGGUGCAGAGAAUAAAUGAAACAGCAGUACGGUCUGGCAACUGUGGACUGGCAUGGUGUUUUAAGGGUCCCUGCAUCUAUAUAAUUAGUAGAUUCUUCCUCACAGCUUUUGCUCCUGCUGUUGCUUCCUAUUCUGCACCGAGCAGUAUAACACAAUUUUGCAAUUAAAAAUGAAAAGGAAUCAGUAAUUAAAGUUCCUCCUCUGCAACUUAUAGGACUUCGUGAGCAGCUGAGACUUUUUCAAUAACAUUUCUGCCAUGCUGAAAUGGAAAAGACACCAGGUAUCAAAGCUGAUGGAAGGAAUUAAUUCAAUCUGCAGAGGACCACUGUGGAACAGGGCCUGCUUCUGAAUACACACUCACAUUGCCAUUGGAUUAUACUUCCAAUUUCCCUUGUCUGAUAACAUCCUCUCUCUCUGAAGCAUGAACUACGAUUUCUGUAUUUAGAUUAACUGAGAAGGAAGAAAAAGGGAGAUGUCUUUUUUCACAUAUUCUGCCAAUAGAAAAGUAAGGAGGAUACAUGACCAGAACUCUCCUUUAGCAUAUCCUCCAACCAUUCCAAUUUGACAGGAACUGUUCUGUUUAAUCUUUUGUCUUCUCAUUUUUAAACUGCUUUAAAAAUGUCCCAGUUUCUCCCCCCAUCUUCCCACUUUCCCCCUUUAUCCUCAGCUUGCUUCAGUUGGUGCAAACGGAGUUCAAAGUGCAAAAGUAGUCUCAAUUCAAUUAAUUUAGUGGGGAGAGAGGACAGGAAGGGGCAGAAUCUUAUCCUUCCAUGUAGGUUCAGGCAAAAGCAAACUGCUUCAGCCUCCUAGUUUGUCCAUACUUCCAAAUAAAUAACAUUUGCCAUCUUAACCACACUCUGAUGGUACUUGGCCCCAUAUGUCCCAGUUUUCAUCUGCUGGAUGGAAUGGUUUAGCUCAGUGUGAAUAAAUGGAAGCAGUAAGCUAGUAUGUCAGAUAUCCUCUAAUAUACUUUCAUGCUCUUGCAUGAAAUUAUAUGGCCACAGCAGAGGAACUGCUGCUAUCACCCUGUCCAUACCAGUAUUGACCUGAGCACAUCAUAAUGCUCAUAGAUUUGUGAACAAGAAUGUAAACAGCCUUGUACAGUUAUCUUUGAUUUUACAUAUAUGUGAGAAUUCUACAACAGAGGGGAAUUGCCUAGCGCAAGAAAUAGUAUCUUCCUUUUGCAUGAGGAAGGGCAAGGAGGACAGGUUUGAGAGCUUCUUUCAUACAACCACAAUCUUCUUCCUGUUGUGCCAUACCAUUGUUCCAUGUUUUCCACAGUCACUUGUUUUUGGGAAGCAUGUGAUGUGGUCAGUGUCAGACAUGUACUAGAUGCUUCCUCCAUCAUCAUCUCUCAAGAGGAACAUCAACCAAGCCACUCAGGUGUGAUUCUUCUCCAGGGAAGCGUGACCAGAAGUGAUGUGUGUUACCUCCAGCCACCUCUUGGCUAAAAAUUUGGGUGGGAUGCCAAGACCUUUUGGGGUCAGUGGAAGUUCCUUACCUCUCUAUUGACGUAUGGGAAGAGUCAUCUCCCUUUUACUUCCUUCUCACUUAAUCUACAGAGACAGUGAGUAGUGCUUCAGGAGGAGUAUGUAUUCUGAAGCAGGCUCUGUUCCACGAACAGGCUACUUUUAACCUGUGGGCUGCCCAAUUUCCACCUCUGUUUUACUCUGUUUGCACAUAAUUAUUUGUUGUUAUGCACAGUUUUUUUAGUAGUGGGUUUUGAUCGUGUCUGUGUUUUGACAUGAAGAGCCUGUAAUGUAACUUUUCUGACUCAAUUGUGCAGCAUGUCAUUGAGUCCUUCAUCCCAUUUAGAAGCUUCUUUUAAGUACAGUGGACCCUCCAGAUCGCAGGGCUGGCUAUCCAUAACUGCCUAUGGAUCGCAACUCCCCAUAUUACUGAGUGGCAGCAGGUGCAUGUGCACUUGCUAAGGCAUCCACACACACAUCACCACCACUGAAUAGUAUAGGGGGCGAGCAUCCACAUUUUUUCCCAUCUGGAGGAGGUGCUGGGACUGAACCCCCACAGAUGGGAAUGAUCCAGUGUACUAGUAUUAUGCUGUGGGGGAGGGAAGGAGGGACACUGGUGGUUGAGAAAAGAUUUAAACCCUUAACUUUGUCAUUGUCAGAAAUAAAACUAUUUUUAAAAUAAAUUGAUAUGGUGUGUCUAUGUGUGUACCUUUGGCACUUUUUAAAUCAUAUUUCUUAUUGAGGCAGCUCUUGAGUUAAAUAUAGAGUUUAAUAACAUCUUGGAAUAAACUACUGUUGGCUUAUGAAUAGUUUAGCUCCAGAAUUCACAAAAUAUCAGUUAAUCUUCAUAUUUCAUGUCCAUGUGAAUCGUGGAGUAUCCUAAAAUCUGAAAUACUCUAAAAUCCAAAAUUGUCCACAGGAGUGGCUGAGGUAGCAACACCUUUGCUUUCUGAUGGUUCAAUGUCCACAAAGUUAGUUUCACACACAAAAUUAUUAAAAAUAUUGUGUAUAAACUUGACUUCAGGCUAUGUUUAUAUAGUGUACAUUUGGACCUUCGCAUCCUUGGAGGAUCCAUUUUGGACACCCCACCCCACUUCCGCAGAUACACUUGGAUGGAGACAUACUGGAUUGCAAUGGAAGUGUCUUUGUUGUGAUGCAAAUGGAUGUUAAAUUUCCUGGACUUUGAGAAUCUCCCAGUUGCCACAUAGCCAGAAGGUG
Molecule: messenger RNA, 9155 nt
Organism: Sceloporus undulatus (fence lizard)
Lineage: Eukaryota; Metazoa; Chordata; Lepidosauria; Squamata; Phrynosomatidae
Product: peroxidasin homolog
Exons: 24
Coding region: 90-4313 (1407 amino acids)
Biological process (GO): response to oxidative stress
Molecular function (GO): heme binding; protein binding; peroxidase activity
Source: RefSeq, a predicted model, not a curated record